GUGCCUCAACCGCGGAAAAUAAAGGUACUUCAGUAGUUCAUCAAACUGUAUACGCUUCUUUGCAUGAAUAUGUGACAAUAAAAAAGUUAAUAUAGAGCAAGUCAAUGUCGUUGUCUGCUAAUGAUGAAUUAGCUAAUGAAAGCGGAGGAUUUGAAGUUGAAAUUGUUGAUCAAUUGCUGUUGAAAUCCUGUCAAAUAUGUGGUCGUACUUUCAAUCCUAAAUCUUUGGAACGUCAUGAAAGAAUUUGUGAUAAAGCAAAAAAAUCUAACAGUAGAACUGUAUUUAACUCAUUUCUGCAAAGGGCAAAAGAAAUUAGUGCUGUUCCAGUGAUAAACGAUAACAGAGAAACAAAGAAAAAUUCAAAGGGGAAAAAGGAGGAAAAUGCCAAUAGCUUAAGAAGAACCUCAGGUGAAAAGAACCAGGCCAAUGCUCUGAAUAAUGGAGUUUCUCCUAAAAAGACUAUAUCAGCAGGCUAUGAACAAUGUCCUUCAUGCUCCAGGUGUUUUAGUCAGAAAGCAGCUGAUCGCCACAUUGCUUGGUGUCUUGAACAACAAAGUAGAUUACCUAAAACGCCUCCUAAUUCAGAAGCGUUAGAGAGGUUAAAAGCAAGAGUUAAAUAUCGUGCCCCAUUGCCUAUUAAGAAGAAUAAUAAAGAUUUUGGCAAAAGACUGGUGAAGUCUGCUGAUUCUGUACGUGAGUCUUCCAGUUUACGUACCCAUUCUUCUCCUCCUAUAUCUGGAAGUGAUGCUAGUCAUUCAAAACGGUGCACAUUAAACAACAAGUCUGUUCCAAAGACAUACAAAAAUUUAGAAAGGAGUGUGCCAUUUCACUUUGCGCAUAAUACUACAACAAAUUUGCUUUGUUCUAAAAUAAAUGAGCAAGAAGUCAAACCUAAAAAGGCUGUCAAAUUUAAGGAAAAAUUCCCAGUGUAUAAUAAAGAAAGGAAUACGAAUCUUGAUAUGCUUGCAGCACUGAGACUAAGACUUUCAGAAUUAAACACAUCAGAAGAGCUUUUAGAUGAAUAUAUUCUAAGAUCUAAUGAAAGUGAACAUCUUAGAAAUAACCAUUCCAAAAUGUACAGUUUCCCUGCACCAGAAGAGAUGAUUAAAGAUCCUUGGACUAGUGAUGGUGAAAUGCAACACAGUACUAGCAGCAGCAGUUCUGGAUCUCUUCCUUCUGUUAAUUGUAGUGGGAACUCAGGAAAGCGUAUGCCUCGUUUUUGUUAUAAUUGUGGAACUAAAUAUCCUAUUAUCAGUGCCAAGUAUUGCUGUGAAUGUGGAGCCCGAAGGUUUAUCUUUCUUGGUAAUGAGAAGCAUUUAGUUGUUGCCUAAGAAUUACCAAAAUUCUGUUUCUUUUAUUGGAUGCAAUUGUGUGGAAGAGAUUACAAUGUAAUUAUUAGGAAGAAAAUAUGGAGGUUGUGUUUUUCAGGCACAAAGUACUUAAAUUUGAGCAUUUUAAGAAUGAUUUUUAUAAUUGUAUUACGUCUAAAAGUUUUGCUUGUAAUUCUGAUUUCAAGUUCCCCUCUCUCUUUUUUAUCAAAAUAAUUUUUUAAAAAAAACUAGUUGAUUAGAAAUGAGUUAUUUUAAUCUGAAUUGCUUCCACUUUUAGUUCAGAAUGCCAUUACGCAUUUGUGUUUUGGAUUUAUUUCAUUUUAAAACAUAUAAUACUUUAUAAAAAAUAUAAUUUAUGUUUUUUUGGGGGGGGGUCAAAAUAUGUUUGUUGUGCAAAAGAUUUGAAUUGUGUAUACAUUGUAUUUACAAAUUGUGAAGUUAAGUAGUAUACCUUUCAAAUAAAUUCCUCAAGAAGCAGAUUGUGAUAAAAAUGCUAAUAUAUACUCCUUAAUAUAACUUUUUCUCAUUUGUUUAAUAGAAAUUACAGCUUAGAAACUGUGUAGAAAAUAGAUGUAAAAUUUUCGUCAGCUGUAAGCUAUUGGAAAACUGAAGUAUUAAGCUGUCCACCUUAAUUAAUUAUCAUGAAGAUAAAUGAAAUAUGUGAAAUGAUGAUAGCGUAUUUUUAACAGCUGCAAACAAAUUUGUAAGAGGCUGAUAGUUUUAAAAACAUGUAUGUAUUUUUAAUUAUUAACUCAUUUUUUAAAAAUUGGCCAUAUUGAAAUGAAGCUAUAUAGUCAUCAAUUUUAUAGAUAUGUAUGUAUUUUUUAAUCGACAAUUAUGUAAAAAUUCUUUAUUAAGAGUUCUGAUUUAUAAGAAAACUAGCACAUACUUCAUAAUCAUUUACUGAAUAAAAAUGAAGGAUGCUAAUGAUGAAAGCUACUUAAAGAAUUUUAUGGAAGAGUUGAUGAAAUAAUUUUUUAGCUAAAAUAUGUGAUUAAUAACUCCAAACUCUUAGCUCGGAAUAAGAUUUGAUCCAAAAUACUGGUUUAUGAAUAUUAUAGUAAAUUAUAAUGGUAUUUAAGGCUUGCAAAUGUGAUUCAUUUAUAGUAUUUUAUAACUACUAAUAAAAUGAGCUUGUUUAAUCUUAAUUUUUUUUUUCAUCCUUUUACUAGCAGCAAGUGCAUUCUGUAAAUAUAUUUAUCACUAUUAAGUAAUAUGUCAUAUAUAGAUAAAAGAAAAAAAAUCUUCUAUUACAAAAUCAAAAUAUAAACAGUGUUACUAUUUUUAUAACAGCUUUUGUUGAGAGUUUGAGAAAGAAUUUUCAAAAUGGUAAUUAUUCUCAAGUUCCCCCCCUUUUUCUUUUGUUCUAAAAACACAUUUUUAAAAGAAAAGUAUUUUGUAAUCUUUUAUGUGCUAGUUUUUUAAGAAAGAUCUGUUUUAGUUUGAUGCUUCAGAAAAAAGAUACUUUUAUCAUCAUUUUAUUUUGAUUGAUUGCGGUAAAAUAUUUUUAAACAUAAGAAAUAAUCCUUUUAUAUUAAUUAUUUCAGAGAACAAAGAACAAAACAAAAUUACGCGUUUAAAAAUCUUUAUUGACAGCAGUAACUUUGAAAACAAGAACACUCUUAUAUGACAUAAUAACAUAUUUCAUCGAGUGGAUGCUAAUAGAUAAUCUUAGUGCACAUAUCAUUUUGUAGAAAACUGGCACAUAUUAUCUUGUAAUGAAAACUACGUGUUUUUAUUCCUAUUUAACUUUUUAUAUUAAUAAUUCUUAACAGGCUUAAAACAGGCUUUAUCAAAGUUAAUUUCAAAAUUUUUAAUUUUGAAAAGUAAUGCAUUAAUGAAUUAUAAAAAAUGUGUUAUAUAUAAAUAAUUUAUAUUGUAUAUAAUUUAUAACUUUCAAUAAAUGCAAAGUAAAACAUGGAAAUUAGAGAGCAAAUUCAACAAUAAAAUUUGUCCCUUUUGGCACCACUUAUUAUUGAAUCACUUUAUUAGAACAAAAACUUGCUGACAAGUGCAAUUAUUGAAUGUUUUUUGCUACUAAUUAUUCAUUAAUAGUACUUUUUAUAUACUGGACUAUAGUAGCAGUAAAAGGGCACUUUUGUAGCUCUGUUGAAAUGAAGAAUAACUGUUCAUCCGUCCACUUCAUUUUUUAUCCUUAAAUUCUUUUUAAAUUGUGAUAUUAAUAUUUAUAAAUAAAACAAAUAUCUGUUGAUAAUAAUCAAAUCUAUCAAUCUUUAAUAAUAAUCAAGUAAUUUUCUAAAAUGUUGAAUGCUUAACUAACUGAGAACUACUUCAAAGUAUAUUUUUAUUAGCAAUCUAUUAAUAGUUCAUUUUUAAUAAACCAUUCACCAUUAGGAAUAAAUUUGUUAUUAAUUUAACCAUGAUUACCAAUGAUUAUAUUUAAUAUAUAGUACAUAUAUGCACUGUAUUUGCUAGCAUGCAAAUGUAAGUGAAGUCACCAGUUAUAUAACAUGAAUUUCAAAUAAGAAAAUAUUAAUAAUAGUGAAAAUUAUAUCAGAGAAUGGAAAAAAAAGAAAACAUUUCUGAUAAACAUUAUUUUUCAACAAUGUUACCAGUUACUACUAUACCUUUAUCUAAAUUGUUUCCAUUUUUCAUCCAGUUCUUGAAGAAAACUUAUUGUACUUUUUUAAUCUCAUGUAUUUAGCAACUUCAGUAUCAUAUGAAAAAUAUCUCACUUUUUAAUGUCUCUUUCAGUUUUUUUUUUGAACAACCAAUAUCCAUGUUCCAUCGCUUGCCUUUUAUUCACAUUUGUACAACAGUUGUUAUUUUAUAUUUGUGAUUUCAAUUGACAAAUAACCUUCUAAUGUCAAAAACUCUUACUACUAAUCAUUGUUUUAUAUGUAAAUCAGUAACAGUACACUUGGCUAAUGAAUUCUGAUAUUUACCGAGUAAAAUAAAGCUAAACUGUUUUGCCUGUGACAAUUGAUGCUACCGAAAGCAUGUGAAAAAGAUUUUCUUUGCAUCACGUGGCAUUGCUUAAUGCCACGUGAUGAGAAACCUUACUUAUAAAUCAAUGAACAUAUGUAAUUUAUUAAAUACUGCUUCAAUAAUUUUUUUAUGUUCCCAUGAAUUAUAAGCAUUUUAAUAGAAUGUAGUAAUGUAUCACUUUACAUUACUACAUCUGUAAAUAAUUAAAAUGAUUAUUUAUGCUGUAAAGAGCUGUGUUAAAUCACAGUUUACUUGUAGAGAAGAAACAGAAGAUUAAUAUUUCAGAAAUUCUGCUUGCAAUACAUGAUAGAAUCUGCAAGUUUUAAUGAAGGAUUUGUCCUUCAGUAAUAUGUGCAUUUCACCUGGCAAAUUACUUUUCUGUGAAAUGGAAUUUGCAAUUUAACAAAAAGUAUAUUGAUGUUAUUAGUUAACUGAAUUUAUAUAUCCUGUGGUCAUGCUAAGGAAAUUUUGAUAAAAAUGCUAAAGUAAAAUCCAAAGGAGACACAGUUAUAACAUGCCAUGAGAAUUUUCUGGAAGCCAAUUCUCUGAAAAGGAAAAAAAUUAAUGGAAAACAUGUGAUUGAAGAGCAUUCAUGAGGUAUUCAUUUCCAAUCUCUGAAAAUCUGUUUGCUGUGCGAGUAGAAUCCGUCAAGUAUUGCCCAUAGUUCUUCCACAAAAAGUUGUCCCACGAAAUCCAACUAGUAGCAAUUUUUUACCAGCUACAAGAGAUGCCAUAUAGAGAUUUAUUACUGUUUGGGAAAACACUGCAUGUUUUUUUAUCAUGUAUUGUAAAAAUCAGUCCCCCCCAAAGAAAUUAUAGAAACUUAUCGCUAGUAGUUUUUUUUUUUAUUUUUUUUAAAUGUGUGUAUGGGGAAGCCAUAUAACAACACAUGCAUUUACGAUUUUUUACUUACAUAAUAUAUUUUGGUUAUUUAAUUGAAUGAAUUGUUAAUCAAAGUAUUACAUGUGAGCAUGCAAAAUGAAAUAUAUAAUUUUUUUCAUAUUCAUGUUACAAAAAUGUGUUUCAAUAUAUGCACACAAUAACUUUUCUUUUAGUCAUGAAUAAAUAGCCUACUGUUAAGAAAAGCCUUCACUUUCAUUGUUGUCCAUUAACAGAAAAGUGCUGUUAUUAAAUAAUAGAAUAUUUGCUGUUUAAUUUAAAAUUAAAAAAUUAUUCACAAAUGACAUAUGUCUGUAUGUAUACAAAUUAGACCACUUUAAAUAUUUUUUUAACAAUUUUGCUUUUAUCAUUUAAACCAAGUAUUUACAAACAUUAAAUACUCAGUUAUAAAAGUAAACUUUAUGAUAGCUUUUGAUAUAUUUAAAAGUUGUAAAUAAUGUUGUGAUGCAUUUUAAUUCAUGUAAAACAAAUUAGUUUUCAAAUAUUAAUGUAUAAUUUUCAAUUAAUAGUUGCCAUUUUGUAAAUGUAGGUUAUGUAAGUUAUAGAGUAGUAAAAUACUGUGUAGUCUACCGCCACAUUUAUUUUUCAAAACUUGAGUUUUAUUUGAUUGAUAUUUCAUUUUGGUAAUAUGAAAAAAAUUAUCAAAAUUUUUUAAAAAUAGAGAUAUAUUGAUUUUUAAAAAAUAAUUUUUCUUCUCUAUUAAUCAUUAUAAUAACUACGGGCAUUCCAUACAUAUUAUAUGUAAUGCUAGGAUAAUUUAUUUUCCUGCAGUAAGGAUAGUCAUUGAUAAUUCCAUAUUAAGUGUAUGUAUUUAAACACAUUUUUUUUUAAAUUAUGAUCUAGUCAUUUUAUUUGUCAUGCAUACUAAUUAUAAAUUUAUUUGUAUAUAUAUUGAUAUAAAUUAAUAGCUAAAAGAUUUCUAGUCAUUUUUAUAACUAAAAGAAAAUGCUAUUUAUUUGUUAAAUUUUAAUCUUUCUGUAUAGAAAUAAAAUGUUUAAAAAAUGCCCAUUGAAUUUUAUGCAACAAUUUUAAGUUAUAAAUUAUAUAUGCGAUUUUAUGUUAAAAAAUUUAUGUAAAUUAAUGUUUUGUAAAACAUUAAAGAAUUUUCUUUUAAUUAUUUUUUCUAACUGUACAUGAUUUAAAUAUAUCAGUCAAAAUAAAUACCUUAUCAAAAA
Stegodyphus dumicola is the source of this 6355-nucleotide messenger RNA. RefSeq names its product zinc finger C2HC domain-containing protein 1A-like. The record is from RefSeq and is a predicted model, not a curated record. Lineage: Eukaryota; Metazoa; Arthropoda; Arachnida; Araneae; Eresidae.